CAGAAGUGUGUUUCUGUUCUGUUCCAGCUGGUCACACUUGCGGUGAUGGGCGUUGCGUGCAGCAAGAUCAGCGGUGGGCCUGAGGUUGGGGUGACGGAGGCCUAUAACAUGUGGAAGCCGCAGCUGGAGCGUGCUGUAUCAUCUCUCAACGUACCAGCAAUUGCGGCGGCCCAUGUUAUUAAGAGCUACGUCGCCCAGGCGCCGGAUGAAGUCUCCCUGGAGGUGGGAGACGUGGUGUGCAUUACUGAUAUGCCACCAAAGGAGCUGAGCCCCUGGUGGAGAGGCAAGCGUGGCUUUCAGGCUGGAUCUUUCCCUAGUGAGUGCGUGGAACUCAUUAGCGGAAAAGUUCCUGAGUUCCUGGUCAAUUCAUUGCAAAAGCCAGGUACACAUGUUACAUUUGAUAAUGUGGGUUAGUAAAAUGGGGUCAGAACGUGGCUUUCAGGGGUUUCGUUAAUGCCCGAGUUGAGCAAGAUUAGCAAGAGGACUGCAUUAAGCUCCAUCGGAACACGCAGAGAUCUGGCCCAAUCCCACUGUGUUUAUUACUGGGCUUGAGGAAGUCACAGAAUCCUCCUUGAAUGGCUUGGGAUUGGAAGGGGCCUAAAUGAUUCUCAGGCUCCAAGGCCCCUGCCUCAGUCUGGGUUGCCAGCCUGCGCAUUUAGCAGGAGACGAGAGCAGGCUGUCCAGGGCCCCU
Coturnix japonica (Japanese quail) is the source of this 691-nucleotide messenger RNA. NCBI's taxonomy places the organism in Eukaryota, Metazoa, Chordata, Aves, Galliformes, Phasianidae. The record is from RefSeq and is a predicted model, not a curated record.